AUGCUCGCGAUCACUAGCUCCCGCCGUCUGUAUCUCCCCCUCGCAUUCACGCUCUCCCUCGGUCCCAUUCUCUCUCUGUCGCAUUCGCGCUCCCUCGUGGUCCCGUUCUCCCUCUCCCUCGCAUUCACUCUCUCCGUCUAUGUUGAGCUCUCUCUCGUUCGCAUUCGAUCUAUCCGUCUCUCUUGCUCUCUUCCUCUUUCGCAAUCUCCCUCUCCGGUGCACCCGUGCUCUCUCUCGGAGCAUUCGCUCUCUCCGUCUCUACCGUGUGCUCCCCCGUUCGCAAUCGCCACCUCAGACUCUCCCGUGUACUCCCCCGGUCGCAUGCGCGCGCUUCGUCGCUCCCGUGCUCUCUCCCUUUCGCGUUCGCUCUCUCCGUGUAGGCCCCUCGCGCUCUGUCCAUCCCGUGAUCUCUCUCUUACGCGUUUGCGCGCUCCGUCCCUCCCGUCCGCUCUCCGUUUUGCAUUCUUACGAUCUGUCAACCUCUUUCGCUAUCCGUUUCGUAUUUCCGCGCUCCGUCCCUCCCGUCCGCCCUCCCUAUCGCAUUCACGCGCUCCGUCCCUCCCGUCCGCAUACGCCGGUCGCCUUCACGCACUACGCCACUCCCGUCCGCUCUAUCACGAUCGCAUUCUCUCUCUCCGUCGCUCCCGUGCGUUCCCACGGUCGCAUUCACACGCUCCGUCCGUCCGUUGCUCUGCCACCGUCGCAUUCUCGCGCACCGUCCCUCCCGUGCGUUCCCACGGUCGCAUUCUCUCUCUCCGUCCCUCCCGUGCGUUCCCACGGUCGCAUUCUCUCCCUCCCGUCCGCUCUACCUCUCGCAUCCGCUCUCUCCGUCCAUUCCGUGCGCUCUACCUUUCCGCAUUCGCGCGCUCCGUCCCUCCCGUCCGCUCUACCUCUCGCAUUCGGUCUAUCCGUCUCUCCGUGCGCUCUACCUUCCGCAUUCGCGCGCUCCGUCCCUCCCGUCCGCUCUACCUCUCGCAUUCGGUCUCUCCGUCUCUCCGUGCGCUCUACCUUUCCGCAUUCGCGCGCUCCGUCCCUCCCGUCCGCUCUACCUCUCGCAUUCGCUCUCUCCGUCCAUUCCGUGUGCUCUCCCUUCCGCAAUCGCGCGCUCCGUCCCUCCCGUCCGCUCUCCCUUACGUUCGUUAUCUCCGUCCCUCCCGUGCGCUGUCCGUACCUUAUUCGCGCGCUCCUUCCCUCCCGUCCGCUCUCCCACCGUCGCAUUCUCUCUCGCCGUCGCUCCCGUGCUCUCUCACCGUCGCAUUCUCCCUCUGUCGCUCCCAAGGGUGCUCUCGCUCGGUCGGAUUUGCCCUCUCCGUCUCUACCGUGUGCUCUCUCGUUCGCAAUCGUGCCUUACUCUUCGCAAUUGCGCGCUCCGUCGCUCCCGUCCGUUCUCCGUGCUUUCCCACCGUCGCAUUCACCGACGAAUUCGCUCUCUCUGUCCCUCCCUUGCUCUCCCACCGUCGAAUUCUCUCUCUCUGUCCCUCCCUCGCUCUCACACCGUCGAGUUCUCUCUCUCUGUCCCUCCCUCGCUCUCACACCGUCCAAUUCUCUCUCUCUGUCCCUCCCUCGCUCUCACACCGUCCAAUUCUCUCUCUCUGUCCCUCCCUCGCUCUCACACCGUCCAAUUCUCUCUCUCCGUCCCUCCCUCGCUCUCCCACCGUAGCAUUCUCUCUCUCCGUCUCUCCCUCCCUCACACUGCCCCCUCUCUCCCUCCCUCACACUGCCCCCUCUCUCGUCACUCCCCAAGUCCUCUCCUCUUCCGGGCUCUUCCUCUCUGUCCCACUCGUUCACCCCCUCCUCCCUCCUAUCCCCUCCUCCUCCCUCCCCUCCGCUCUCCUCCUCUCCACUCUCUUCCUCUCCGCCCUCUUCCUCUCUGCCCCACCUUCCCCCUCCUCUCCUCUCCCGGGCUCUCCCUCUCUCUCCCUCCCUCUCCUCCUCCCCCCUCCCUCCUCUCCUCUCACUGCCUCUUCCUCUCUGCCUCCCUCACCUCCUCCCCCUCCCUCCUAUCCUCUCACUGCCUCUUCCUCUCUGCAUCUGUUCCAUUAUCCAUCGCACGUGGUUCAAUCGAAGCCAGGCGUGCAGGGCCGUGAGACUGCCUGCGGUUGCAUCUACGAGUGGUAG
This is a messenger RNA of Closterium sp. Naga37s-1, 2118 nucleotides long. The record is from the annotation of a GenBank genome assembly. NCBI's taxonomy places the organism in Eukaryota, Viridiplantae, Streptophyta, Zygnematophyceae, Desmidiales, Closteriaceae.